Messenger RNA from Zootoca vivipara (common lizard), 21430 nucleotides. It is a transcript of the gene SCAF8, whose product is annotated as SR-related CTD associated factor 8. Gene Ontology annotation, cellular component: nucleus. The record is from RefSeq and is a predicted model, not a curated record. Lineage: Eukaryota; Metazoa; Chordata; Lepidosauria; Squamata; Lacertidae. Gene Ontology annotation, molecular function: RNA binding.
CGUUCCUCUCGGCUGUCUGCCCGGCGUUUCGGUCGCCCGCUAGGGGCCGCUCUGGCCGGCAUCUCGGCUGCUCUCGGAGAGAGAACUGCGCUGCUGCUGCUGCUGCUGCAAGCGAGCGAAGAGCCCUCCCGGCCGCCAUAUUGGUGCCCGCGCCGCAGCUAUUGCGUGUUUGUCCCUGCAGCGCCAGCGGAGCCUGCCCUGGGGCGGCCCAGCGGAGCAAGGGAGGAGCCCCUUUCCCUUACCCGACUGCCCGCCCGCCACCCCUCCGCCGCCGCCAUGGCGACAAGGCCUGAAGGCCUCUGAAGGAAACCGGCCGCCGCCGCCACAGCAGGGAGCAGAGCCGUCCCCCCUCCCGCUCAGCUCGUCGCCAGCCUCUUCCCUCCGCCACAACAUGGAGGCCGUGAAAGCCUUCAACAGCGAGCUCUACUCGCUGAAUGACUACAAACCUCCUAUUUCAAAGGCUAAAAUGACACAGAUUACUAAGGCAGCAAUCAAGGCUAUAAAGUUCUACAAGCAUGUUGUACAAAGUGUUGAAAAAUUCAUACAAAAGUGUAAACCAGAAUACAAGGUGCCUGGCUUAUAUGUCAUUGACUCUAUUGUUCGACAGUCUCGACAUCAGUUUGGGCAAGAAAAGGAUGUGUUCGCUCCUAGGUUUAGCAAUAACAUAAUUAACACUUUCCAGAAUUUAUACCGUUGCCCUGGGGAUGACAAGAGUAAAAUUGUGAGAGUGCUAAAUUUGUGGCAGAAGAAUAAUGUGUUCAAAAGUGAAAUUAUCCAGCCUCUAUUGGAUAUGGCAGCGGGAAUUCCUCCUCCAGUCGUGACCCCUGUCUUGCCUGGGACAACUGCUACUAUGAGUAACAAUACACCAGGAACGCCUGUGACACCUGCUACACCAGCCAAUGUGGUCCAAAGUUUACCUGAUCCUUGGGUGUCUCAGAUAACUAACACAGAUACUCUUACUGCUGUAGCACAGAUCUUGCAGAGUCCACAAGGCCAACAGCUUCAACAACUAAUACAGACACUGCAAAUGCAACAACAGAAACCACAGCCAUCAUUACUUCAAGCACUGGAUGCAGGUCUUGUCGUUCAGUUACAAGCCCUCACUGCACAACUUACAGCUGCUGCCGCUGCUGCCAAUACACUUAACCCACUAGAACAGAGUGUCUCCUUUAACAAGAAGCUGAUGGAUAGGUUUAGCGAUUUUGGUGAAGAAGCUGACAUUAAUGAAGAACCUAAAAAAGAAACUCCAACUUCCCAACUGCCUCUUGUGUCUGAAUCUGUGAACAACUCACUUUUUCACCAACUAGCUGAACAGUUACAGCAACAAAACCUAGAACAUCUCCGCCAGCAGCUUAUGGAGCAGCAACCUCCAAAGGCAAGUCCUGAGGAAACACAAGAAGGGAAUUUUGGUUCUGAGCAUUCAGCAUCACCUUCACAAGACAGCAGCCACCAGCAGUUUUUAGAAGUAGAAACAAAUAUUGACAAUUCAAUGGAUGUUCAACAACAGGACAUGGACAUAGAUGAAGGUCAAGAAGUUGUAGAACAAGAGGUAUUUGAGCAAGAGGAAAAGAAACCUGUAGUUCCUUCAAGAUCAAGAACACGUUCAAGAUCCCGCUCAAGGUCUCCAAGAAAAAGAAGGUCCAGGUCACGAUCUGGCUCUAGAAAGCGCAAACAUAGAAAGCGUUCACGCUCUAGAUCAAGGGAAAGGAAGAGGAAGUCCUCCAGGUCCUACUCAAGUGAAAGAAGGGCUAGAGAGAGGGAAAAAGAACGACAGAAAAAAGGGUUGCCUCCUAUACGGUCGAAAACACUAAGUGUCUGCAGUACUACACUUUGGGUUGGUCAGGUGGACAAGAAAGCCACGCAGCAAGAUUUAACCAAUUUAUUUGAAGAAUUUGGACAAAUAGAAUCUAUAAAUAUGAUCCCUCCCAGGGGCUGUGCGUAUGUCUGUAUGGUCCAUAGACAAGAUGCCUAUCGUGCUCUUCAGAAACUAAGCUCUGGAUCCUACAAGAUUGGAUCUAAAAUGAUUAAGAUUGCAUGGGCUUUAAACAAAGGUGUGAAAACUGAAUACAAACAGUUUUGGGAUGCAGAUGUUGGAGUUUCAUAUAUACCUUGGGAAAAAGUUAAAUUGGAUGAUUUAGAUGGCUUUGCAGAAGGAGGCAUGAUUGACCAGGAAACAGUAAAUAGUGAAUGGGAAACUGCAAGAAGCUCAGAGACCACGAAAGAGCCGGUGCAAACAACCCAGACUACAACAGUUGACAAGACCACAGCCGUAACAACCCAAACAGAAACUUUCACACAGUCUGUCACUAUGUUACAGAUUCCUGUAGCUCCAUCUGUGCCAGCAGUUAGUUUAGUACCACCAACAUUUCCUGUUACAAUGUCUGUCCCUCCUCCUGGCUAUAGUCCAAUUCCUCCACCUCCCUUCAUGAGAGCAAGCUUCAAUCCUUCACAUCCACCUCCUGGUUAUUUGCCUCCCCCAGUUCCACCACCUGUUCCACCGCCGGUAGUUCCAACCCCUCUUGUACAGUCUUCGCUACCAAUUGCUCAAGAGUCAAUGAAAGAUUAUAGCAACCUUGCUCUACCAGUUGGCACUGUUUCUAGUAGUCUUACUACCCCAACAUUAUCUGCUGGAAGUGUUUUUACUCCUCUGUCAAGUAACAAGUCAGAUUUAGAUGAAAAGGGAUCCCAUCUUGCAGAUCUUCAGAUUUCAUCAAGUGAAAAUAGAGCUGUUCCAGAUGAUGUUUCAAGCAGUUCUGGACUUAUUGGGGGAGUGCAACCACCAAGUGUCUCAACCAGUUCGGGGCUUGUAGGGGGAAUACAGCCACCUAGUGUCUCAAGUAGUUCUGGGCUUGUGCAGCCAUCCAGUGUGUCAAGCAGCUCCGGACAUUUGACAAGAGUUCAGCCACCUAAUGCUUCAAACAACUCUGGGCUUUUGACGGGUGUCCAGCCUCCAAGUGUCUCAAGCAGCUCUGGUCUUCUGGCAGGACUCCAGCCCAUGACUGUCUCAAGCAGUUCCAGCCUUCUAAUGGGACUCCAGCCACCCAUAGUGUCAAGUAACUCUGGAAUUUUGUCAGGAGUCCAGCCACCUAUAGUGUCAAGUAGUUCUGGGCUUUUGGCAGCACUCCAACCACCUAUUGUAUCAAGCAACUCUGGGAUUCUGGGAUUGCCACCACCGAUUGUCUCAAGUAGUUCUGGACUAUUAGGAUUACCACCACCAAAUAUUUCAAGUGGCUCUGGACUUUUAGGGUUACAGCCACCCACUGGAAUUCAAAAUGUACCCCAUUUAACUCUUGCUAGUCAAAGGUUGCCUGGAAUGCCUCUAGUAGAUAUCUGCUCAGGACUAAUGUCACAGCCACCUGGGCCACGAUUUCCUCUCCUGCAGCCUGGAAUACCACUACAGCAUAGCAUUCCUCCUCCAGCAAUCCUUGACCCAUCCCUUCCUCCACCUAGAGCUUUCCUUUCAGGAGAUUUGUUUACUAAAACAGAGAGACCAUUUGGAACUUCUGGUAGACAAGGUGUUGAUAACAUGUCUAAUCCAGAUAAAAGGUUGGCACUUGGAGAUGACAGCAUUCAGCAAGAAGGAGAUAGAGACUAUCGCUUUCCUCCAGUGGAAAAUAGGGAGAACAUUAAUCGGACCUCUUCAGUGGAUAUGAGGGAUUCAGUUGGAAGGCCACCACUAGAUCCAAGAGAAAGUCUAGGAAGACCUCCAGUAGAUGGAAGAGAACAUCUUGCCAGGCCACACAUAGAUUUAAGAGAGAACUUUGGAAGACCAGGCAUGGAGGGCCUUGGUAGGAGAGACCAUUUUGCUUUCAAUUCAGAUAAGCACUGGGGACAAAGAGGAGAUUAUGAUGAAAGAGAGCAUCAUGCAUUUCCUACAUUUGGUGGUCUUAAAGGCUUCCAGGAAGACCGAGAAAGGUAUCGUCAAACUAACUACAGAUUUGAAAAUCGAAGUGGCCCAACUUGGAACCGGGGACUUGAACAGGACACUCACAGAGACUUUGAUGAUCGCCGAAGACCUUGGGAAAGGCAGAGGGACAGGGAUGACAGAGAUUUUAAUUUUGGCAGAGAAGUUAAUGGAAACAGAUUUGGGAGAGAGAGAAUACAGAACAACUGGAUACCCCCUCCACAUCCAAGAGCUUUUGAAUUUUUUGAAGGUGGCACUUCUCAACAAAAAACUGACAGUGUGCCCCAAGUUAAUGGUGAAAAUGCAGAGACAGAGAGUCAACCACCUGCAGCCCAAGUACAGGGUGAACCAGAACUUUAUGAAAAGCUGGCAACUUCAAGUGACACAAAAAAAGAGAAGAGUGACACAGAAGCUGAAUUAGAAAGUGAACCAGUGGUAGAAAGCACAGAAACUGAGGGGACAUAAUCAUCACUCAGUAGGUAAAAAGAUACCUUUUGUAAAGUUGUCAUCUCUCUCUGUAAUAGAUGAAUUGCUGACUGGACCUUAGUAGUUCACUUUUGUCUGCCAGAAUUAAGUUAAUCUAAUGUUCAUGUUCAUCUUUCACUUAAAUAGCUGUACAACUGACCUGUAUAGAAAAUUGUUCUUAAUUUGAACAUGGUAGGUAAACUUUCCUUCUUCUUUCUUUCUUCAUUUUUUUUGACAAAACGCAAACUUGCCCCACUUGCUUUUACUUCACAAGGAUAAAUAACAGCUUGUCAAACAAACAAAGACUUCCUAUGGAAGAAAUGGAAAUUUUUAGAUAUUGCUAUUAGGUUGGCCAUGGAAAUUGUUAUACUUGAAAACAGGUGCUGGUGUAUCUUGUCCAGGUUUUUAGGCUGCUGCAGAAUUUUAAAGCAUAGGCAGAGGUGUGAUACUGUAUGUUCCUACAGUUUGGCCAAAAGGAAAAAAGGAGCAUAAAUAAUACAGAGAAUGGUGUGCUCUUGAUAUUUCUGCAUUAUAGUCUCUUAUUUCUCAAAAGUACGUGUCUGUGAUUUGUUCCUCGUACUGCAGUGGGUUAAAAAAUUGAAAAAAUAACAUACAUUUUAAUGUUUUUUUAGAUGCCAAUAAAGCAUUAUUUGUUUGAUAAGCAUUCUAGGUAUUGUAUUUUUUAUAUACAAUCUAUAAAAUCCUGAAUGACCUGUGCUUUAGCUAAUUGUUGCAAAAGGUUUAUAGUACUCUUGUAAGACCAGUGCAACAAUUAAGUAUGCUACAAAAGCAUAUGCCUUUCUACUUAAAAGUAAAUAAAUCAUGGAAUCGCAUUAGUUUGUGUAUAACAUAUGUAUGUAAAUAUUUGUGUAAAACUGUAUGUAGAUACCACUGCUUCUGUGUGUGAUUGUGUAUGUGCACACACUCACAGAAUAAUGUAGACAGUUAAAUAAAACUGAAAUGGAAUUAGGUUAUAAAAUGAAAAAUUGUCUUUCACCUUCUUUAGAUAGCAAGAAGAUGAUAAAAGCUGAUGUGACAAGUUAAAUCAAAUUAAAAUUUGAUCUUCUAAAUUCUGAUUGCUUUGGAAGGUGGAGUCCAAUAUGCUCUGAAGGGAGGGUGUAAAGUAAGAUUUUAGUUGUUGUUGUUUUUUAAAAAAGUGUGGUUAUGUUUGAAGCAAAUAUUGAAGAAAAUGUUUGAAUUGUCCUUUUUUGUAAUAGUUACAGUGUUCUGGAUAGAAAGUGGUAGCAUUAAAAUACUUUGUGAUUAUCUUCUUGCAGUGAAUAUCUGGUCCAUGGUUGUUGCCCAAAACAUAAUUGAACCUCUUUAAGAACAAAAUGAAACAAAAUGAUAUUAGCUUAUAACAAAUAGCUGGCCACUUCAGAUCAUCCUGGCAGCAAUCCUAUACAUGCUUACCUAGGAGUGAAACUUUCUUCUGAGUAGCCAUGCAUAAGAUUACUCUAUUAAUAAAAUGCUACCAUGCCAGUAAUUAACACUAAUAUGUCCAUUUGAUUAGUUAUGCAUCUUAUGUCUGUAAGAUGAGGCUGGGGAAAAAAAUCCCAGGUAUCUGGUUGUUGAACUCCUGAAAUAUUAGGUACUACCAUCUACUAGUUUAUAUUUUUAGCAGACUAGUUUCUAAAAAUUUAAUGCAGCCCCAAAAAUGUGAUUCUUUGUACUAAAAGAUGAAAAUAUUUUAGGACCUGUUAGUUGCUAAAAAAUAUACAGGUUGGCAUCAUGCUGUCAUGUGGUCCUCUCUUUUUAAAAAAAGCAAACUUUAUUUUCUACAUUUCUUAUUCAUCCUCUCACAAUACAACCUGGUAAAAGAAUAUGGGUGGAAUUCAGUAUUACUCCACUGACAUUUAUCAGUAGAAUGGAAGGCUAUUUGAGGUAAUUCCCCCUUCCUGCAUAAUCCUAAAGUAUGUUCAAGAAGAUUGGGAAACCCUCUAGAGUCUAGACCAAACUAGGGAGGCAGUGCAGGCUGAUGGGGGGGGAAGAGCAACCACCACAAAUUGUCUUCCAUUUGGCUGACAGAUGUCUUCUAUUAGCAAAGCAAUGCUAUUUGGAUCCCACCUUUUAAUAAUAACAUGGAGAGUGUUGCAAUAAACUAACAUUGUAUGUAGAAAAUAAUUUAUAUAGAGAGAGAGAAGCAAUGCUUAUCUGUCAGGUCUUACAAAGUUAAGAAAUUUCCCUAAGAAGUUGAAAUAAUGCAGUACUUGAAAAGAGUUCAUGAAUAGCUAGAACACAGCCAUUAAGAGAAGGUAUCUUUUUGUUGCCAUGAUGUUUAGUAAUUGCUGUUUGGGAAGGGCAGUCCUAUUUACAGUUGCAUUGCUGCUUAGGAAACUUGAGUUCUCUAUCUUUCAUUCCAGAACGGAAACCUGUACACUAUUGUCUGUUGAUAUACAUUAAAAAUGCACCAGACUGUUGAUGGUCUGGCUGUUAAAAUGGAUUCAGAUUCAUUGGACUUUCACAUUUUAAGGUAAUUUUCAAGUUGUAGUGAAGGAAUUGGGUCAUUUUUAUUGACACACCAGUGUGAUCCUGCAUGUAAUCCUGAAGGGUUUUUGUGUGCAAAUCUGGAAUAAUGUAAUAGGUUGAAUGUCUUUGCAUUUCCGUAUUUUGGGAGAAAGAUUGUUAAAUAUUCUUGCUGGAACUGGUGUUAUCCAGAUUCCAUAGGUCUGGGUGUUUGUCAAGUGGUAUAUUCUGGAUAGAAAGUUUGGCCUAAGUGAUGAGCCGUGUUAGGCAAUUCUGCAGGUCUUUAAGACUUUAACAGUUAAAAUAAUGAAUGUAGCAACACUGGUAUUAUUAGUAUUUAACUGAUUAGAAUCUAUACAUUAAUACAAUUGCAUACAGAAUGGUAUAUUUUUGAGUACUGUCGCUUAUUAUCAGAAUAGGCUAAGUAAGAAAGACAAGACUCCUGCCUUUUAUUAUUCAACAAUAUGUAUGUUUUCCACCAAAGGUUUUAGUUAUGUUUAAAUUAGUCUGAGCUGUAGCAUUCUGUUAAGACAAAAUUCAAAACUUGGGAUCCAAGUCUGCUCUCUGACUCUUCUAGUUGAAAUGAUCUGUUUUGUUCUUUGUGAUGCUAGCUAGAGUCAAUAGCUUUAGUAAGUGGAAUUAUAUAAUAAAAAAAUUCCUUCAGUAGCACCUUAAAGACCAACUGAGUUUUAAUUUUGGUAUGAGCUUUCAUGUGCAUGCACACGAAAGCUCAUACCAAAAUUAAAACUUUGUUGGUCUUUAAGGUGCUACUGAAGGAAUUUUUUUAUUUUGUUUCGACUCAGACCAACACGGCUACCUACCUGUAACUGGAAUUAUAUAGUGACUAAUCUGUCAAUUAGAUCAUCAGCUUUAAUGGCAAACUAAAGUUUUCCACUCAGAUUGUUCAGUAACGUUGAGGAAGUGUUGCUGGACAGAUCUUUCUUCCCUGUUAUUUUGCUGUUAUUUUGUACCCACACAUAGCAGAUACUUUGCAUUUUAGGUUGAAAUUGCUAAGGGCUUUCUUUUAGGAAUAUGACACAGUCAAGUGAAGCAACUGGCAGUAUUCUUUCACUGAUGGUAUAAUGGCUUUUAGCAUGUUAAUUUUGACUGUGAUGUGGUGUUAUAUUGUAAUAGGAAAUAUAUUCCAGAUUCCCAAAUAGGUAGAGAAAAUAUUUUGCAAAUUUAAUUGAUCAAUAAAAUUAUUUUCCUAGAACUCAAUACUUUGACAGCACUGCAUGAGGUUUAAUUAAAUAUGUUGUUUCAUUCUGUUUAAAAUAAGCUAACUCAUAUUGACCACGAAUACACAUGGAAUAUUACAACUGACAGUUCAUGCAGUAUUUUGCAGUUUCUUAGGAAAAUGCAUUGACAAUCCCCGGAAAGUAAAUUCUGUUGGUUAAAAUUGAUCUUCAUUCAGUGACUACAUUUGAACAUACAUAAAUUUUCUAGACAUAGGCACGGUUCUGAUUCUGUUGCAGUUCAUAAACCUGUAAGUCAUCAGUACGGUAACACUUUGCAUAGUUCCUAUAAUUAAUGUAAAAUCAUAUAUCCUCAUAAUCAGAACUACUUUAAACAAAGCGUAUACAGUAUUUGGAUUAUUAAUCUAAAACCUCUUGUUUCAAAUCACAAGUGAGUAAGCCAGUAGACUUAUUUUUAAAAAUAUGUAAGCUGUUUUAAGACAUCUGUCAGAUUCUUUAAGCAUAAAAUUUGAUUUUCUUUGUUUCCUGGUUAUUACUCUUAUAGCAUUCUUUGUUCAGAACUGACUCCAUUGAGUUCAGUGGGGAUUGCAGUCUUGACAUUCAAAGAAAUUUAACCUCGGAAAGAAGGGGCGGUUGCUUCUCAGUAAGGGGCAGUUUUGGAGCUAUGUGCUUAGAGAAGCAUAGAACAUGGUGCCUCCGUUCUAAAUGGUUUUGAGAAGUACUGGUAUUAAAUAAGCUUAUUGCUUGUGGGGGUGUUUGCCAUUUCUAGGCAAUGUGGGGGCUGGGGAGGCUGCUGCUCCCCUCCUGAAGAAAAGCAUGUAGGAUUGAAAGGAUGUUUGAGCCUUUUGUUAGUCUCCUAGCCCUCCUCUGAAACUUGGUCCCCUCUGAAACUUAAUGCAUUGUUAAUAAUUAAAAAAAAAACCCGCAUGGAUUAGCAUAUGCUAAUGUAUAUGUAUAGAUAGAAUUUCAGAAAUAAUUACUAUAAAUGUAAUGAAUGUGAUUCAACUGAUAGGUCCAGUCAGCAGAAGGACUUCAGCUUGCACAGUGGGUCUCUCCCCACUGUGCUCCAUAUGAACUUCUUGGCUCUUUAUUAUGUCCCUUUGCUUUGCUAUCACCACAACCUUUUUCUUUCCAGCACUAUAGAUGGUUCGUUUUUCUAUCUUUUCUUGUUUCCCCAUUACCAAGGCUUGUUCCUCUUUCGAUCCUGAAAGUGCACACAAGAAGUUUAAAUAUGAUCCAGUUGCUCAGAUUUUAAUUUUGAUGUGCAGGCAAAUAAUAUGCUUUGGCAGAUUUUAGAUAUCAUAGAGCACUGAGGACCUGAAAAAGUAUCCUGUGAUCACUGGUGCAAUGAGGAUCCAUUCUCCAAGAUGUCUCUCUUUUUCCCGAAAAUCCUGGGUUUCCUCUUUGCUAAAGUUUAGUAAAACUGCAGAUAAAAGCUCUAGAUCAUCAGAUUCUCACUCACCAUGUCACCAACUUCUCAUCAGUAAUUAUAGUUUUUCUUCAAGAGUUUGAGAUUUUAAAAAUCACUAGUAGAAUUUAGAGUCAAUCUUUCCUCUGCGGUUUUUGUUUUAAGAAAGGACAGGUGGACACCAGCUUUAGAAAACAUGCAAUAUCCCUGUUGAUAGCUGAAAUGCUAUUGUUCAGGGUUCCAGUCAGUGUGAAUCAAGACACUUGUGCUUCAGACUUGGAGAUGGGAAGGAAAGGAAAAUAGUUACUAAGUUUUAGCCUGUAUGCCUUCAGCAUUCUGUAUGUCCUAGAAACUCUCAGGACCAUUUAAAAGAAACAUGCAAACUAAUAUACUUCUGCAUACCUGUUUCCCCAAGUACAGGGAAACCACUAUUUUAUUUUUGGGCGGCCUCAUUUUGCUUCCCGACUGAUAGGUGCUUAAUUACCUAGUUCAGUAUUGGAAGGAGUAAAACAUUUGAAUUACAUUUAAUGGCGGUAAUUUUAUUCAUUUGAGGCGCCUGAAAUAUAUACUAUAGUCUUUGUGUUGCUCAUCUGACUAAAAAUAUUGCAAUUAAGUUGAUGCCAAAUACAUGCCCAUUUGCUUUUUGCAUCUAUAUAGGUCAGUGUUGUGGUGUGGACUGCUUUCUUAGGAAGCUUCCUUAUCCUGUGUCCAUAGAUCCAUGUGGCUUUCUCCAUAUCUGGUACCUGAUCUUUUAUUUAAUUGGUGGUGCCAGGAAUUGAACCAGAGACCUGCAAAAGCAUGUGCUCUGCCACUGAGUUAUGUUCCCUUCCAGAUGCACUUGAACCUGUGGGGCUAAGCUCCUUAGAGGGUAUUCUGGCUCUUACACAACCUGAAAACAAACCUUUUCAAAUGUAAGAAUAAAGUGUACCUCAGCUAUUUGGGAAAUAGCAUCUGCUAUCUGCAUCAUACCCACAAGAAGUGCACAAAAGAUCCACCACUGUGUGUAAAUUUGGUUGUGUCAGAUUGUUGGGAGACAUACGACAAGCAUGUAAGCUGUUAGGAAUUCUAGUUGAAAUAAAUUUUAAAAAUAAAAAGUUGUCCAGUAGCACCUUAGAGACCAACUAAGUUUGUUCUGGGUAUAAGCUUUCAUGUGCAUGCACACUUCUUCAGAUACCAGGAAUUCUAGUUGAUUCAUCAAUACAAGGGAACAGUGGAUAACUACAGCAGUGAUUCCCUAGUACGAGAUGGACAUGAAAGGUGACUAAUGAAAGUUGUCAAAUUGCUCUUUAAAGGUGUGUGUAGAUGCUGAAGAAGUGAAGCAGUUAACGUGGGUGUACAGUUGGGAGUUUUUGAAAAAAGGUAUCUGAGCUUGCUUUUGGUUCUUUAUCUGGCUUCAUUAUACUUAGCAUUCUGGUGGCCAUGUGUAAAGGUAAAGGUACCCCUGACCGUUAGGUCCAGUCGUGGACAACUCUGAGAUUGCGCGCUCAUCUCGUUCUGUAGGCCGAGGGAGCCAGCAUUUGUCCGCAGACAGUUUUUCCGGGUCAUGUAGCCAGCAUGACGAAGCCGCUUCUGGCGAACCAGAGCAGCGCAUGAAAAUGCCGUUUACCUUCCCGCCAGAGUGGUACCUAUUUAUCUACUUGCACUUUGACGUGCUUUCGAACUGCUAGGUUGGCAGGAGCUGGGACUGAGCAACGGGAGGUCACUCCGUCGCAGGGAUUCGAACUGCCAACCUUCUGAUCGGCAAGCUCUAGGCCACGGCGAACCUAUGACACCUUUGAGCUUACUGGCAAUACUCCCACCUUUAAUACAUAGACCCCCCUUUGUUACCAACACCCAACACCCCCCCUUUACUCAUCUCUUCCAGAAAAAGAAAGUAUUUAAAAUACCUGUUUAAAACUGGAGGGGUGUGUGCUUCCCCUGCCUCCCCAGUAAAAUAAUAUGCUAGUUCACAGCACCCCACACAAGUUAAAUAAUAUCAAGACCAAAAAGAAACCGACUGACAAAUUAGUUUUUGGUUUAUUAAAUACAGUUAUAUAUUCCAAUUAUACAUUUUUGUUAUUUAAACUAUAAAUAUCGCGAAAUUAUGGGUUUUUUUCUUGAAGCGACACACCACCCGAGUUAUGCUCGGGGGUUUUUUUGGUGAAUUUUGACACACCAAGCUCAAAAGGUUGCCCAUCACUGCCCUAGGCUCUGUGGUUUAGACCACAGCACCAACCAUGGCCAUGUGUAUUUAUGCUAUAUUCUUCAGGGCUAUUGUCCAUUUUGAUACACCCUUCCUGGUGCAUGCAAACCAUUUCCCAUUACUCGCUGACCUACAAGUCAUCAUUGUGUCUGAACCAAAAGAAAGGGCAGCUUUUAUGACACUUCAAUCAGCAUUGAAAGAAUACACUCUUACUGUUUUUUAGGGAAAGACAAAAGGCAACAAAUGUUCCUCUAUUCAGGAAGGACUUCCUAAACGGGACUCCCAUUUUCCCUCAGUGACAUAUUUUCUGAUUGACCAGGAUAACCCAUGUAAUAUAACUAGUUCAGGAUGUACUGCCGUAUGUAGCUUAGUUUUGUUGCCCUCCAUCAGCUGGCUUUGUAGCCAGGUAGCCGAAACUGGGAUUAGAGCAUAUUGAUAUCAUUGUGUUUAUUACAUCAUCGCUGAUUGGCUGGGAUCACUCUGGAAGGGAGGCACCCAUAAAUGGUAUUGAAGCAGCAUCAUAUUGCCCGGGGGGGGGGGGAUAGUGGCUGUGGAUAGCAGGGAUGGAUGAGUAAUCCAUUUAGUCCAAAUACUGAAGCACAGUGACCUAAAUUGCCAGACUUGCUUAUAGAUUUUGGUUCUUGUGCUGCAGUUUUGAGUCAAAAAAAACAUCCAUUUUAGCGGGGAAAUGCAUUAGAAAGUAUACAAAAAGAGGAAGACUGCAUGCAAAAUGCCUAUAUAAUGUGACCAGUUUAAGAGUUUCAUGGUUGGUUGGUUUUUUUAAAAUGUACAAAUCUGGGAUGGGUGGACCUAUGAUUGAACACAUGCAAUAUUGAUAUAGAGUGGGGGGAAACUGAUGUGUCCAUGUAAAGAACAGAAUCAAAAAAGGUGAAAAUGUAAAGGGUUUGUCUACCCACUAAGAGUGCUGCUUUCAUUGUGAAAAGUGGAACCAAAAUUUUCACCACAGUAGCCUAUAAACGCAAGAGGUAGGUUAAUGCCAGCCCACCUGUACAAUGUUUGGCUAAAAAUAGAAGUAAAAGAGCUUAGUUUUGUUGUACCUUAAUUUUUUUAAGAAACUUGAUAGGCAGCCAAGAAAUGGUAUAUGCCUUUUCUUACAUUUCCAUUCCCCCUUCCGCCCACAGUGUGCAUAGCCUAGCAUUAUAAUCAAACCAAGUAUGCAUUAAACUGUCAUCCCUUAAGGGGAAAAAUCUCUUCUAAUAGAGCCUGAAAGUGAUCUCAAAAGCAAUUCCUAAGUUUUCAAUUGCUUCUUGAAAUACAGCUGCUGUAGAGUUUGCCCCUAAUUGCCUUUCACGUUUUCAUGAAAUAUUUUCUGUGCAGUAAAAUAGAAUUCACCUCACAGUUGUAAAUGAGAAGCAGGGGCCAGCAGGAAAGAUCAUUUUAAAGAAUCAGGUAUAAAGAGGAGACCCUUGGUUCAGUUGUGGGAAAAUGGGAUAUUUAUGGCAAGAGAGAUUUUAGACUAUAUAAAUGAUUGUAUCAAUGAUACAAUUUCAUGGAAGAGACGUUUACUAAAAUUAUGUGUGUGUUAGUUACAAAAGGAAAUUGACCUUCAUAGCUGCGUAUCUGCAGCUUACCUAAAGAUUUACUGGUGGUGUCUUAUUCUUAAUAUAUGGAAUUACACUGUCUAAUUAAGGGGAGGGGGUUUCAGUUGAGGUUACUGUGAUAUGGCAGAAUUAUCCCUCCUAUUCAGGCAGUACCAUGGAAAAGGCAGUACCGUGUAAAAAGCAUAGAAUGGCAACUAACAGAAUAAUAUCUAAGAAAUGGCACGUCAUUGUCCAAGCUAUUAAAGCAGUUCGAAUAAUAAUCCAAUGCCUGCAUCUAAAACUCACUCCAGUCUAUAUAAUCUGUUUUUCUGGCUGUUCUACACUGUCUUAUAAUUGUAGAGAAAAGUUAUUAUCUACUCCUCCUCUUUUUUUACAACAGAAAAAAGAAAGGAGAUAGGGAGAUAAAACCAUAAGGACAGAAAAGAAAGGUAGCUGUAGUGUAGUGUGAAGAAGAAAAGUAAACUGCAAAUAAAGCUGUACACCCUCUUCUAAUCUUUUAAUCAUUCUGCAUCAUUUUUUAUCAUUAACAACCUGAUCUAGUGGAAGGUGCACUUGGUAUCCCUGCCAUUCACCAUUGGCUUCACACAGGUCACUGUGACACGUCCCAUAUCAGUAUCUUCUUCCAAAAUAGCCCAAGUGUUUCACCAUAUGUAUGCAGUAAUACUUGCUGAUCCUUCGGCAUCAUUGUACACCUUUUUAAAAUCUUCCUCUCCAAUUCAGAUACCAAAGUCAUGUGUUGGCUGUCACUAUAUUCAGCAGCAUUUCCAAGCAGCCUUUGAAGAGCAGGAUUGUUCCAUUGCUGUCAUCCAUUUUAGUUCCUCAUGGCUGCUCUCAUGUUUGCUGAAAUUGUUGGUUCCUUUGAUCUAGCAAGACCCAGGUUAACACUAACAUUUUGAGGUGUGAUUGUUGAAUAAAGGACAUUUUGAAUAUUCUGGUAUAAUGUAGCACCCAGUAUCUCAGCUCUUGUCCUAGAUAGAUACCAAAGACAACCAGGAGCCAAAGGCUUGAAAGCAACAUUCUGCACAUGCACCAGAACUUUUCAGGCUACUCCUUCCCUAUGAACCUCCCAAAAUUCUGCUCUUGAAGUUUAGUGGAUUCUUCUCAGCCACAUUUGAUGCUGUGUAAGGGGGUGAAAAAGAAAAUGGACAGCAAACUAGUUUGCUGUCUGACCCAGGACACAAGAACUUUCUUUAUGCCACAUCAGACCAUUGGUCCAUGUAGCUUGUUACUCUCCACUGAUUGACAGAAGUUUUUAAGGGUUUCAGACAAGAGCCUUUCUCAGUUGAACAAGGAGAUGCUGGGGAUUGAAAUGUGAAGCUUUGGCAUGCUCUACCACUGAGCCGUAGCUCUUCCCCACUUCAAGUUAAUCAGACGUUGAUUUAAAAUUAUCCUGGAUCAAUAUAAGCAGCCAGUCUGUCGGGGUUCUUUAAAGUUACACCUCAAGUUACAGUGGAUCAUUGUAUGCUUGCACUGAAUUUUGAGCUCCAUAUAAGCUAAGGGGCAUGGAGUUUCGUUUAUGCUGUCUGCUAACUUCAGCUGUAAAUUAAUCACUUCAUUGUGUUAUCCAAUUAGAUACUGAGAUAACUGAAAAGCUGGCAGUAUCAACACACAGCUUCUCAUGCAAGUACUUUAUUGUUUUCAGGGCUUAACCCUUGACUCCUUUGUGCUCUCUUUUUGGAAGAUUCUUUUUAUUCUUUCAUUUUAUUUCAUUCUGUUUGUGAAGUGCAUCUUAUGGAACACCUUGGAGCAAAAAGAAUAUCAAUGAUAAAAGAACACAGUACAAUAUAUAUCAAAUCCAAUACCUUGAAAAAAAUCUCCCCUUAAAGACCUUUUGAAAUAGGAAGGUCUUCACUAAAAAGACAAGAAAAGGCACCACUGGUCUGCUAUCUAAGAGGAGGGAGUUCCAAAUGGUAGGUGCCGCCACACUGAAAACCUGAUUCCAACAACAUGUGGAACAAACCUCCUGAUGAGAUGAUUUCUGCAGGAUGCCUCCUUCAGAGCACUGUGAACAGUUGGAUGUAAGUGGUGAGCCAAUCUUUUAGGAGGACAAAUUUCAUCACUACUUCUGUCAGCAUUGAAAGGCACUAAUAAGAUUAAAAUUGGAUUAAUGUGACUUGAACAAAAUCAAAGCUGUAAGACACUCUAACAAACAUUUCCAGGAAUUCUGUAGGUUUAGUCUCUGAUCAACGUGACUUGCAAUGAUCACAUUAUUAUUAGCAAAUUUCUGCUUUGGUUGUAAGAUAGGAGAUAAUACGGUAACAUCCAUUUUGCCUUUUUAAAAAAGACUUUACAUUUCUGCAGCAUACUGGUGGUGUGGGGUUUUAAUAUCAGGUUUGUAUAACAGUAAAGUUGAUAAUCUGAUCACAGAUUUAAACAGUAGUUUAAAACAUUAGACCAUUGCUAAUUAUUUCUUGAUUUGUCAAAUUGCAUUGACACAUGAGGGAUUUUAAAAUAAAAUCACAAUUACUGUCUCCUUGAAAGCAAUUCAAAAUUGCUUAGUGACAACACCGCUCAGAGAUUGCUGAGUAAGCAAUAUAUAAAUUAUUGAAGUAAAUGGACAAUAAAUAAUAUGACAAGUAACCAGUUCCUUUAGAAAGCAUUAUUUGGUUUAUUCUGGACCUCAUGCUAUGUCACAAAUUUUGUCAGUUUGUUGAACCCUCAAACUUUCAAAUUUUAUACUGUAUAAAGAUUUUUUAGUGCCUAAUGAAUGCUUUGGUAACAGUACAACAGCUUUUCACCAGUGAUCUAGUUCAUGAUAAUAUAAUCCCCCCAAAACUCCAAUCAUGUCCUGUUAAUACUUUCUAUAUCUUACCUCAAGAGUUGUGUGGUUGCUGCCACUACUGUGGUUGCUCCCAAACCGCCCUCCAGAAUAAUUACAUCUUUCAUUUUUUAUUACUCUUCAUAUUUAUACCCUGCCAUUCCUCCAUUAGGAUCCCAGGCUGGUGCGUAGAUCAGCAAAGAAUACAAAUAAAAUUACAACCUUGAAAACCUGAAAUAGCGUCAGUAAAAUACAGAAUUUGCAGUGCAGCUUUCAAAGAAUAACAGGUCAUCAGUCAAAUCCACCCUUCCCCAAAGCCCCUGGAUAAACAAGUGGAUCUUUAGCUUUUGGUGGAAUGAUGUUGGUGUGGGGCACAAGCACAUCUCUGUCGGGAUAGUGUUCCACAGUCAGGAUGCCACUACAGAGAAGGCCUAUCCCCAUGCCACCACCAGUUGGGCCAGUGGGAGACACUGUUAAUUGUUUUUACACAUCUGCUUAAUGGGUCAGAUACUGUUACCAUUGCAUGUAACUAUACAAUUCACUAUUGCCACGUAAGUAGGAGGUGUUAAUGCCACCAGGAGCAGCUUAGGAGUGGCUGUGGAAAUAGAGGCUAUUGUGCAGCUAAAACAGUGUAUAAAUGACUCCAGAAUGGGGUCUGUUUGCACAUAAUGCUAUAAUCAUGGUUUGGUACACAGGUGGAGAGCCUGUGGGCCUAAUUAGGUCUGGCAUGGGUCCCAAUUUGGCUGGCGUGGCUAUUUCCCCCAAUCCAUGUAACCUGCCCCACACCUGAUGUCGUAUGUGAUGACAGCCAGAAAUGCAGCUGCCAAUGAACAAUCAAGAGCCUUAAAGUGCUCCCUGUUAUGUCUUAGCAAGGGAGGCCUGAAGUGAUUGGCGGUGACAGCAAGCCAGCAGCGAUCAGCAGUUCAAUGGUGUUCACCACCAGGAGCUUCAUAGCAUAGCUAAUGCCAGCAGAUUUCUGUAAGCUCCAACCCCUCCUCAGUUUUGUAUUGUGUAUAGAUGGGAAGCUGAUUUCUACCAAAUUUAUUUAUUUUCAAAGAAUCUUGCAUGAGCCAGGAAUACUGGUUGACAACGUUGGUUUGUUAAACAAGCCAGCUUCAUAAAUUAUGGUUUAAAAUUGCCUGACUCAACAAUUAACCAUCAUUCAUUGUAAACCAAGAUUCCUGCUUCCAGACACAAUGGAACGGUCUUCUUUUGUGUGGCAUUGCGCUUUCAGGACUGUACUCUGAGAAGAGCUAGCAUUGAAUGCCACCCACAUGCUAGAAUACAUGUGUGUUGAUAGUUGGGAGGGGGUAUAAUUCUGGAGGCUUUUGUUGAAAUAAGAGACAGGUAUGACUUGCUAAGUGUUUCUGCUGUUCUCAUGCUCUUUGCACAAUUUCCUAUUUCCUUUGAAAGAGAUUUUUUUAAACAAUGUUAUCAUCACCAUCCGCAGCAGCAGCAGCAGCAGCAUUGUACCGGUAGUAGUGGGAUUAGAAAUGUAGCCUAAGAGUGUGUUGGUUGCUCAGUUCCCCAUUUACUUCAGGGGAGAUUUUUUGUUGUUGCCAAUAUCAUCAUCACCACCAUCACUGUAGUAGCACCGGGGUCAGGACUGCAGCCUGGGUGUUCUGCUUCAUGCUUUUGUUAUCCAUCAUCUUGGACCAUAUCAUCCUCAUUCAACUCAGUGUUGCAGAAUGAAUGUUUUGUUAACAUCAUUAUUAUGCUCACAGCACAGUAUAGGUGACUUAUUGAAAUUAAUGGCCCUAACUAAUUAAUUUCAGUGGGUUUACUCUGAGAAAAAUCUACUUGAAUACCAGUGUGCGUGUGUGCAUGCAUGUGUGGAUUUUUGUGAGUCUCGUAACUCAUCACAGCACAUAGUUUAGUUAGGUACUAAGCGUUUGUAAAAAUGCAAUUAUUAAAUGCUCACAGUAUCUUUGUAAGGGAUGGAUAUGAGGAGAAACUUCCUGACCCCAUUGACCAAACCCCCAUAACCUCCUAGCCAUCCUACCAGGUCCAGGGGGCAGCAGUCGCCACAAAGUAAAUGUGGCAGAAGUCCUCCCAGGCAUAUAGGAGAAGGGGAGGGAACCUGUAAGCUCAAUCCUUUGUUCUAUGAGACACAUCUACACAGCACAAAGCAUCCUGUUAAACUUAUUAUUUAUCUAUCAUGUUUUAGGACAGCAAGGGGGCCAAUGAGGAGUUCUCAGUAGCUGCCAGUAGAUUCUAGAAACACUUUCCUGAAAAGAUUAACCAAACCCAAAUCCAAGCAUUUCCUAAAAAUCUUGCAGUACCUUCUUAUUACUUCCAUUGGUUUCUGGCAACCAAAGGGAGGAUGGUAAAGAAGGUGGGAAAUGGAUUGAAUGAAAGACUGCCUGGUGUAAGGCCACACAUUAAGAUUUCUUUAUUUACCUCUUUAAUUGAUGUUGCUAGGCAGUUUGGUGCUUUCUAGUUAUCUUACUAGCAAAUUAUUAUGUGCACAGUGCAGAAUAGCAGCAACUUUUAUUUUUGAUGUACAGGAGAGAGGUCCCAUUUCUAUGAGGGUGUGUGUGUGCACGCACUCCGUUUUGCUUUAGAUGAGUGAUGUUAGAUAAAAGAUGUAGGGCAGGGGUUGCUGACAUGGUUGGACUGCAGCCCCAGUCAGUAUGGUCAGUGGUUAGAGAUGAUGUUGCAGUCUCAGAACAUUAGGAGGGCACCACAUUGGCAUGUUUCUCCAAGUCAGAAAUAACAUAUUUUUACAUAUACGUAUGUAAUACGUAUUUCACACAUCCUCGCCUGUAAGCAAGCUUUCAGCAGCUAUUAUGACAAUUUACAUACAUUCUACCCACCCAACACUUUUAUAUAUCUCUAACCCCCACCCCCACCCAAGCCACAGUUGAGGACAGUAUCCCCACUGUGUAUUUAAGAUUGUAAGCAAUUUGGUAGCAAGACUAGUCUCUUCUGUUUAUGUAACUCUGGACGGUGUUGCAUAUACGAUUAGUGUAAUGUUAAUAAUUCAAAUACUUCAUAAAUGUAGGCAAGCAUAGUAGUUGAAGUCUUGCAAUGCUCAUUCUUGUUCCCCUACUUUUAUCCCAGUGGCAGUGGUCUGCCACACAGCUUGUCAGAAGUCUGGAAUCUUUACGGAUCACAUUUGCUUGUUACCUGUGUGCAUGCAGUCUUGCCAAAAGCCAGAAAAGCAAAUUUUACAUCAGGUUAUAUCUGUUUUUUUAAAAAAUGCAGCCACACAUAACUAAAACAUGAGUAGAAUUGGUAGCUUCUGUUACUGAUCUUAGCAAUUUUGCGUCUUUCCUUUUUGCCACAACUAGAGGAAGAUGGUCCCUGCAACUUGAUGCUCUUUCAUCCUGUACUUAAGAUGAUAUCACCCUUCGAUAUCAGCAAUAAGGUGCUAAAGGUCUAUUAUUUUGCUGUACCAUGUGCGGAGAGCAGUGUUUUCCUCUUCUUGAGGAAUGCCAACUUCCAUUUUGCAUUAAGACCGGGAUGGGAAACUUGUGCCCCUUCUGAUAUUUUUGGAUUUCCAACUCCAAUUAGCUGCAGCUGGCAUGGCCAAUGUAGUCCAUUAACAUCUGGAUGGCCACUGGUUCCCCAUCCCUGCCUUAAUGGGACUAGCUGGUUAAAACCUCUAAAUGGCUGACUUCUCAUUCCACUUCCUCAUUAAAAGGUUGCUGUGCUAGCAUUCCCAGCAGUUUAUUAAUCUUUCGCUUCAUGUUUUUGAAUUCAAGCCUCUUAGUACCCAUUCUUCAGCUUCAGCUGUUAGCCUUUCUUGGGCUAGGAUCCUAAUACUUAACCUUCUGUGGGAUUAAUAACAUAGGCUUCUUUUGUCAUGUUGCACGAAAUGAGACUGGAGAGGCUAGACACAGUCAUUCCUCAAGGUCUCAUCUAGACCCCAAUCUCUGGUACAAAGUGUUGCUCUCCUGAUGCCUCCAACAAUACACAGAAAUUUCAGGUGGGCUUGCGAGUGGCAGGUGCAUUUAUUAACCACCAUCAUUUUUUGUAGAGACUUGUAACAUUUAGUUUGUUUCAUAAAUGGUUUGUAAGCAUUAAUUGCAGUAGUUUAACAUGGGGAAAUCACAUUUCUCACAUAUUUCAUCUACUUUACAGACUAGUUUAAGGGGAAAAACUGCAAGUGUGGCUUGACUAGAGCAUCUGACUAGCUUUUUAACUGGAAGGAAUUAUUACUCUCUUCACACACGGGCACCCAGCAAAUGACAAACUGCGCUAUGGAUAGAUUUGGAAUCUUUCUUUUUGCUCCCCAUCAUCUUGCCAAGAUUCUGAAGCCUGCCACCAUCAGAGAAGAGGAAGAAAAGAAAAACAGCAAGCAAGAAACAAAUACUGUUCAGAAGCAGGACACCAGGAAUGUCACGAGGCUCUGAUGUCUGGGUCAUCCAAUACAGAUUUGUAAUGGUGGGACGGCUGCUAUACACUCUACAGGUGGGGCCAGUUCACAGUUGGCUGCCCUUCACAGCAUUAUCUAGACCCCGUUGAUGCUUAGGGCUGGGUAUGAACCAAGUGCAUACAUUAUGCCAGUACAAUUUAAUUGAUUCAUUCAUUCAUUAACUAUGUUUAUACCACUUGGUCGUAGUAAAACCUCUUAAGCAGUUUACAAGAAAUCUUACAAUUGUCAUUGAAAAGGACUCUUUUUAUCCUCCAUUACAGACAAAUUGUGUUCUGGUAUGACCCUGGAAGAGGCAUACAUAAGACUGAGGUGCCCUCCACAUCUUGGACUGCAGCUCACAUUAGCUACAGCCAGCAAGGUUGAUGAUCAGGAAUGAUGAGAGUUUCAGUCCAAUCAAUAUCUGGAGGGAAGCCUCUUGGCUGCCACUGAUGUAAAAGUUGCAACUAUCUCUGAAUCAACACAUAGUUAUGUUGUGUUGAAAAUGACAUUCAAAGGCAGCUACAGUGGUUCUUUCUUUUGAUGCAACUAAUAAAUGAUUGGCCUUUGGAAUAUUUUAAAAGUUUGUAUUUCUCACAUACGAUGUUUUGCCUCCAGAUUAACAUCUGGAUUGCCACAUGUGGAUGCUAUAUUUAAGCCUCAGAGCCCUACAGUGGACCCUAGCCUAGAAGCAUCGGAAAAGGGUAUUUAUAACCAGAUUCAUAACAACUUAACCUGUAGUUCUUAUGACUGCAGCUUUAUUGAUCCAGGUUGAGAGCUACUUCAUAUAUGAUGUGUGCCAUGUGUGUGUAUUCACUGCGGAGACCAAGAAUCAACCAUACAUGCAUUUCUCUCAUAUAUGUUACACAUAUUUUGGAGGACAAAUAUUAAUCAAAAAUAUGAAGUGGUACUACAUGUUGAGCAGUAGGUGAAUAUGUAGCAUUGGUCAAUUUAUUGCAUGCUCAACAUGCUACUACAGAUGUAAGAAGAAGCUUUCUGUUUCAAACAAAGUUGCACAAUAAGAUCUGUGUGCAUAAUUGAUUCUAGCUAGACUAACCUGUCACAAAUGCAGUUGGGCCUAAUAUUUGCCAUACAAUGGACUUCAAGCUCCUAAAAACCCAGUCAAAACCAC